ACGCCCCGUCACGUGUUCCAGCGGGCGGGGUCGCUGUCUCUUGGCUUCCGUCACGUCCGGUUCUCUGUCAGUUGCAAGCGAGCGAGCACUGGGCUUUUUGACUCCAGGAGCGGAGCAAUGCCUAAAUCAAAGGAACUUGUUUCUUCAAGCUCUUCUGGAAGUGAUUCUGACAGUGAAGUUGACAAAAAGUUAAAGAGAAAAAAGCAAGUACCUCCAGAAAAACCUGUAAAGAAGCAAAAGACUGGUGAAACUUCAAGAGCUCUGUCAUCUUCUAAGCAGAGCAGCAGCAGCAGAGAUGAUAACAUGUUUCAGAUUGGGAAAAUGAGGUACGUCAGCGUUCGAGACUUUAAAGGGAAAGUCCUAAUUGAUAUUAGAGAAUAUUGGAUGGAUCCAGAAGGUGAAAUGAAACCAGGGAGAAAAGGUAUUUCUUUAAAUCCCGAGCAAUGGAGCCAGCUGAAGGAACAGAUUUCUGACAUUGAUGAUGCAGUAAGAAAACUGUAAAAUCAGAGCCAUGUAAAACCUGUACUGUUCUAGUUGUUUUAAUCUGUCUUUUUACAUUGGCUUUUGUUUUCUAAACGUUGUUUUCCAAGGUAUUGUAUAUUUGGAUUGCAAAACAUUUGUAAGAAUACUUUUUUUUAUGUGCAUUAUUAAAAAUGUUCUGAGUGAAGCUAAUUGUCAACUUUAUUAAGGAGGAUUGCUUUGUGCCCACCACCUAGUGUAAAAUAAAAUCGAGUAAUACGAUCUUAACUGUCCUGGCCUUCUCUGAUCAGAAGAGUCGAUACGGUUUAAGGCCAAAAGCUAACAGCUCAUAAACAUUUCAUUUCAACUUGGCUUUUACAUUCAAAAGAAUUUGUAUUGAAAUGAUAAACUUUUGAUUUGUGAAAUCCAUAGUUGAUCUCUUUUCUUCCAACCACUGUCUAGACUCUGAUUUUUCUACCCCAUUGAUAGUUUACUUUUCCGUUUUCAUCAUUACUUCUUUUAAUAACUUGUCAUAUUUAGUUUUCAUUUUACAUUUUGCUCUUUUUCUUGAAUAUAUUGUUAAUCCGGAAAGUCAAUGAAACUGUCAAAAUGUUAGUUAUCUUAAUAAGGUACUUGUAAUUAAAAUACUAUAUGAGAACUACAAUCACUAAUUCUACUGUAUUAAAUAUUAGGAGAUAUAGUUUGAUAAACAACAUGGCUUGUAUGAAAACUCUGAGCAAGUAAGUGUAUGUCAUUUCCUGUAGUGUUCUGUGUAGUUGUUAUCUUAUUGCUUAGUCUGCAAAAAAUGACUUAGAUGUCUGAUUUGCUUUCACUUAAACAUGUUCAUAGGAUGAUGUCUCUGGUAUCAGAUAUUGUUAAAUUAGACUAGGAUUUAAUAAAAAUUGUGAAAGCUUACUGGCCUAACAUUUUAUUUUAAAACACUGAGUAUGGAUUAUAUAUAGCCAGAGAUGACACUGAGCUUUACUGUCAUAAUAGAUAAUGUGGUCAGUUUUUAGAGGCAAGAGCAUUUACUUGUGUUAUUUGGCUUUUGCUUCAGUAGCCUUGGUUCUUUUGCAGUUAAUCUACUGGACUUAAAUGUUAACUAAGUUUUAGCAGUUGUUCUGAUACGAUUUUCAUUGACCCAUAAUUACGAAGCAGACACAACACAGACAGAGGCACAGAUUUCAGGGGCUUUGCAGCAAUAAAUAGGGUGUGGUGUGCCUUAGGAAAAGAAUGUUUGUAAGGGAACUGUAACUGAAAUUGCAGAAAGUAAAGACGAGGAAAUUCUUUUCAAACUAAACGAUACACAUGACAUUUUCAUCACAUUGAUAGGACACAAGUCUGUAUAGACUAGUAAAAAGGAAGGUUUAAAGACGUAAAAAAUCUUAACAAAUUAUUUUUUAUUUUUGGUAACUGAUCUCAGAUGGUUACUGCCAUAUCAGAGAGUUGCACUAUUACAUCAAGUUUUAUUACUAUGCCUGGAACAUUUUAUAGUAGAAUUGUCGAGGACUUGAUUUCUAAACCAUCUGCCAGACCACCUAUAAUUAUCAGUUUAUCUGGCAGCUCUUCUGUUUUAAGUAUUUAAAAUUUUGUUUAGAUUUUUUUAGUGUUUUUUAGCAGUAACUCUUAUAGGUGCAUAACUGGGGAAGUAAAUUCUCUUUUGAUAUUUUAGUCUUCAUCAAAUAAUAGGUACUAAAGUGUUCAAAAUAACAUUUUAGACAAAUCAUACUUCAUUAAUAGCUUUCCCCGUUUUUUGAAACGUGUCUUAUUAAUUGGGAGAUCUGCAAAGUAUUCCUUAUCUAUAUAGAAAGAGUAGGUAGUUAGAAAACAGAACUUUGAUUUUGGUGUAGAUGGAGAGAGGAUAAUGGUUAGAUUUCCUAGGUUUAUAUGAAUUUAAGGAGUGUAUGCAUUCUGAAACAAUCUAACAUGGAUGGAGAUGGUGCUGAAACCUGUAACCUAGGCAUUUUCUAGAUGUUUAUCUUAUGUCAUUAAACCUUCGUAAAAUGAACAUUUCUCUGGCAGAAUUUGAUAAGUUGACUGCUAAAUUCAUUUAAAUAUAUUACUGGUUAUGCAAUAUAUAAAAACUAUUAAUCUUUUUUGAGUGUAGGAAAGGAUGAGAACUGGGUUAAAAUAAGAGUCAAAUUAACUUGUACUGAAAAGAAAAUAUAGGAUACUUUUGUUUUCUGUUUAAACUUUAUCUUCUUAAGAUUUCUUCAGGAAGAAAGUUUGGCAUUGUGGGGCAGUCGUUUCUUACCUUGUAAUGCCAAAAUGAAUUUAAUUAAUGCCAGUACAUUAAUUGAAUGUACUCUGUAGCGGGGCUUUUCUAAUGGGAUUUUAUUCUUUGUCUUUUAAAGUACAAGCAGCAUUAGACCAAUAUCCAAUGCUCUUGGCAUUUUAUUAAAAGAACAACCACUAAAAAAUAAAAACUAUAAUUUGAUUAUUUUGUUUAGCUUCAUAAAAUAAACUUCUUUUAAAGAAUAUUCCUACCUCAUUAGCUAGUCAAGAUCCUGUGAUGAUCAACCUAUUCUACAUAACGUUUUUGGGAAAAAAAAUGACUUAAUGAAAAUAAAAAAUAUGUACAUCUUGGUCUUGGCUAUUGAGGGGAAAAGAAAACUGAGAAUUAAGUAUUUCUGACAGAAGUAUGUAAAAGUUUGAAAUAGUAAGAAAAUGCUGGCUGAUAUUUAGGCAUCUGUCCUGAUAUUCUUUGCUAUUCACUUUUUAUGGAAAUUAAUUCAGUGAAACAUCCAAGUGGUUUUUCUGUGUUUUUUUAAAGUGGUGUUUUUCCAGAUAAACUCUAGGGGUAAACAUUCACAUAGUCACAAAUGUAAUUCUGUAAUUGUGGAAUACCUGUAUGCUUUGUUUGGUACAUCUUCCAUGGAGAUGUCAAUGAACAUAAUACUCCAUCUGUGAAUAUUUUAAAUAUUGAAAUAAAAAUGAGAACUGUG
Messenger RNA from Pteropus alecto (black flying fox), 3404 nucleotides. It is a transcript of the gene SUB1, whose product is annotated as SUB1 homolog, transcriptional regulator. Gene Ontology annotation, molecular function: DNA binding; transcription coactivator activity. NCBI's taxonomy places the organism in Eukaryota, Metazoa, Chordata, Mammalia, Chiroptera, Pteropodidae. The coding region runs from base 118 to 501 and encodes 127 amino acids. The record is from RefSeq and is a predicted model, not a curated record. Gene Ontology annotation, biological process: positive regulation of transcription initiation by RNA polymerase II. The transcript is spliced from 5 exons. Gene Ontology annotation, cellular component: nucleus; transcription regulator complex.